GCCAUCCCCCAGUCCAAACCGGGUAGCCAAUCGCCUUGGAAUGCCGAAAGAACGCACAGACGGAAACUUAACAGCGUUAGACUUAUUAUCAGUGCCUGGUGGUUAAAACAGAAAGAAAAAAAAAGCAAGAAAAUCAGAUUUGCUGAGUGCGUUGUCACGUUAUAAACAAUGUCGUGACAAUAUCAGGAAAUCAGCGGCAAGAAUUUAACACUCAACUGCGGACGGCGAAUUUGUGAAUGAUUCUUGGAAAUUUGUGUCGGGAGUCGGGUCGGUGGGAAUGAUGCUCUGGGCGGAUUGGUUGGCUCACACAGUUCUUUCUCUCCCCGAAACGGCAUUUUAUCGCACCCCGGAGCUCUGAACACCUGGGCAGGGCGGCACAGAACCUUGAAGGAAAGUUGUGAGGGUGGCGUUGCGGCACUGCACCAGCGACAACAUGCGGAGUAACAUGGACAGAAAUUGACGGCAAAACGAGACAACUGUGACUGAGAAGCUGCAGAUCCCUUCCAUCAUUGUCAUAGCAGCCCUGAUAAGAAGAUGGAGCCACUAGGCCGGGUGGAAUGGACGCCCUUUCCCAACGACCUCAACCAUUCAGCCGCAGCACCCAACAGCUCUGUUAACGUGUCCAGCCAGAGCAUGCCUUUCCAGGGGGAGAGCACCAUGGUAACGGCCGUCAUCUCGCUCACCGUCUUCAUCAUCGGACUGACGGGCAACACGCUGGCCAUCUACGUGGUCCUGCGCUACGCCAAGAUGAAGACCGUCACCAACAUCUACAUCCUCAACCUGGCGGUGGCCGACGAGCUGUACAUCCUGGGCCUGCCCUUCCUCACCACGCAGAACGUGCUCUCCUACUGGCCCUUCGGCUCCUUCCUCUGCCGCGUGGUGAUGACCGCCGACUCCAUCAACCAGUUCACCAGCAUCUUCUGCCUGACGGUCAUGAGCAUCGACCGCUACCUGGCCGUGGUCCACCCCAUCAGGAGCACCAAGUGGCGGCGGCCCCGGGUGGCCAAGAUGAUCAACGCGACCGUGUGGUCGCUGUCCUUCGUGGUGGUGCUGCCGGUCAUCAUCUUCUCCGACGUGCAGGACCAGUUCAACACCUGCAACAUGAACUGGCCGGAGCCCAAGGCCGCCUGGUCCACCGCCUUCAUCCUCUACACGGCCAUCCUGGGCUUCUUCGGGCCGCUGCUGGUCAUCUGCCUGUGCUACCUGCUCAUCGUGGUGCGGGUCAAGUCGGCGGGCGUGCGCGCGGGCUUCACCAAGCGGCGCAAGUCGGAGCGCAAGGUGACGCGCAUGGUGGUGAUCAUCGUGGUGGUCUUCGUCCUCUGCUGGCUUCCCUUCUUCAUCAUCAACAUGGUCAACCUGGUCUUCAUCCUGCCCGAGAACAGCCUGAUGGCCGGCGUCUACUUCUUCGCCGUCAUCCUGUCCUACGUCAACAGCUGCGCCAACCCGCUGCUGUACGGCUUCCUCUCCGACAACUUCAAGCAGAGCUUCCGGAAGGUCCUCUGCAUCCACAAGGCCAACGGCGUGGAGGACGGGGACCCCAGCGUGCCCCGCACCGAGAAGACAACCACGCACGACACGUUCCUCUCCCCGAGGAAUCACGACUACAAUGGGCCCGUGCAGAACAGCCAGGCCAUCCAGUUGGAACCUUGCGGUAACUCCAAGGAGGAACUUCAGCCUUCAGUGCCCACUGUGAUUGGCCAAUCCACACUAUAAGCACUGCCCUCUCUUUGUUUCUCUCUCUCUCUCUCUUUCACCGCACACCAAAGGUAUGGCCACACACCCCAGCACCACAGUCUCAUUCUGCUGACCUCCAUCUGCACACUGAGCCCCUACCAGCAGCCACCCUCUCCUCACCACUCAGCUAUGACCUCUGACCCCUUCCGCCAACGUCAGACAGGAAGUGCAGACACUGCAUUGCCUGCUCCUUGCCCCUUCCUCCACGCUUUGCUUUCGAUCCCAGACCAAGCUUCCACACACUGACUGCCCUGAAGAGAAAUUAAAAAAUGAAGUUGGAUGAGUGAGCCUUCUUUACUGGAAGCGAUUAAAGUGUCUUUGGAAAAACAAGAAAAAAAGGAAAAAAAAGGUAAAAUGAGUGUAUAUAUGUUGACACAGACACAGUCACAAGUACACUGCAUUUACUUGUGGGUCAGAGUCACAUCCAUUAAAGCUUUACUGAGGCUUGUGUAGUUUUGUCCUCCCUGUUGCUUUCAACCAAAACAACACUAAUUUGUCAAUACAAUUAAGUGUCCCAAUAUGUCGAAGCAAAUUCAAGUGCACCACCAAAAUCAGUCUGUGAGAAAGGGCCUUUUAUAUUUAGGCUUAUUUACUCAGCUAUUCCUAAUCAGGAGCUGGAAAUUCAACAGGGCGUGUCUAUUCUGUGUGGAUGUUCACUUCAGUCUUUCUUCUGAUUGACAGACCAUCUUCAUGGUCACAUUGCUGAUUGGUAAAAGUAAAAUUGCCACAUUGAUUACAUUAUAAAAAUGGUCUCCAAAUUACCAAUAUCCGAAUACUCCUGUUGUGGAAAAUAGUGUAGUCCCAUUGUUCUCAGGAUGAAUAAACAAAUUUAUUUAUGGGUUCUUUAUUUGUAAAAUAUCUAUUGCAAGUUAAAUGCUUAUGCUACUGCUUUCAGUACAAAAAAACAGUUUGUUAAUGAUAACUCUGUUUCGGUGUGCAUUUGAUUUUGAGUCAAAAUCAUGGUCAAGGGUUGAUUGAGCCCAUGCUGUUUCUUUUUACAGUUGAUCAGGACCUCACCCCCCCCCCCUCCCCCCCAGCCUCCAACCUCCUCACUCUUUCUCCAUCAGGCCUUCACAACUGUGGUACAAAGACAUGUUUCUGCUGCAGGCACGCUCUGCACGCUGCUUAAUUUAAUCCAGAAUAGAAUUAUUUUUGUAACUGAUAUGAGUUUCUUCUUCUGUGCAAGGGUAGCUGACCCCAGAACAUGUUUUACAGGCAAACAUCUCCAUUGGUCAUACCAGAUACAGUGAGCUGCUGUAAACCCUGUUAAUCCUUUAAGGUGUAAGAUCACAUAUAUGUGAUUGGAAUGUUCUUAAAUGAUGUAACAAUCACCACUGGUGAUUGAAAGCAAUGGAGUUCUAGCACACUGACAUAGAAUUUAGAAAAAACAUUCCAAAAAACCUACUCAUCAAAGGGUUGAGGUGUAAAAGCUCAAAUAUGUGAUUAGAAUGUACUUGACUUGAACAUUCUAAUGCUGAUAUAACAAUCACCACUAGUGAUUGAAAGCAUUUUGAACCAGAAUUUUGAAAAAACAUAGAACCUAUGUACCUACUCUUAAUGUAAAUGAAAAGAGUGAGGAUGAGGGAAUUUGUGCGUUCCCUCAUCAGCUUCUGACAUGGGAGAAAAUCACUCUGAUUGGUCUUGGGCUUUCGGCAAGUUUUUGCAGAGAGCAUGACAAAAACUUUGCUGCAACUUAUGCUUAUUAUAUAGGCCCUGCAACAGUAUCGAGUUGAAGAAUGUUCUCUGGAAAUGGCAUUUUGUAAGAUUAAUAUGCCGGCUAACGUUAGCCUAGUCCAAGGUCUGUAGCAUACCUGUGGGGCCUGGCGAAUGCAUUGUCCAUUGGGUGUGGAAAUAGGAAAUGGUUCUGGCUUGGCCGGGUAUUGCCGGUCUACACCAAAGACAGGUCAUUGUUAGCGUGCUGUAGACUGAUAUUUUGAGUCCUGUAGACUGUCUGCUUUGACCCUGGAGAGCACCAGCGCCGGGGAGUUCGGCCGGGGGCUGGUGGAUGGCUCUUUCACCCUCUGCAGCUUUGGCAAAGCCAGUUCCCAUGGAGAGAUCAUGGACGAACGGCCCCAAUGCCCUUGAGUUCCUCUGUGUCCCAGAUUUCCGUCCUGUACCCACCUGUUUGGGUGAUAACUGUUCCGGAACUUUACUUGUUGUGGCAUUCCAACAUUCCGCAGAGAACUGUUCAAGACUCUACAGUGACAAGAUAUUGGACUGUACCUGCUUUGUGCUGAAACCUCCAUCAUGAGACUGCCAAACGUUCCAAUACCUGAACUUCUUAACCCCUUAUAACUGCUGAAAUGUUGCUACAUGAACUCCAGGCAAGGCAAGGUCAGUCCUUGGCUGACGAUUUUGCACAGUCUUCACUUGCUGAAUGUUUUUUUUAAAGAGGCUUUUAGAAAUGUAACAGUGCAGAUGUGUUUUUCAAGGACUCAAUGGCAGGAUCCUCCUGAGACCUGGCAGAAAGAAAGUUUAUUUUAAGUUUUUUUUUUACAUAAUACAUAAAUGUCUUGGAUAACGAAAACAUGUUGCCGUGAAAAUAUUUUCCAAAAUAUUAUUUUUUAUUGAAUGUCUCUUGCAUGAUGUUUCAAGGGGUAAUCGACAAAAUGAAUUGCCGGGUCUUGGGGGGAUAUGGUGGCUGCAGUGCUUCGUCUUGUUUGUGUUUUUGUGACGUUAAAAUGACAGUACAGCCAAAGGCCGUGUGUACGUCUCACACCCGGAUCACAGCGCACAAAGCCAACAGCCAUCGGCUCAGCUCAGUGUUUGUCGGAUUAUAUCGUGUUGCGGCCGUGGUUGUCCUGUUUGGUCUCUAAAUAUUCUGAAAACAAAAAAGGCAGACUUUUAAAGCGAUAGUGAAAUAUUUUUGUGGCCUUGUGGUCAAGAUGUUGCGUUGUAUGCUUCGAUUUGAAUAAAGCUGUGAAGUAAAAAAUACAAAAACAAA
Messenger RNA from Anguilla rostrata (American eel), 4678 nucleotides. It is a transcript of the gene sstr5, whose product is annotated as somatostatin receptor type 5. Gene Ontology annotation, molecular function: somatostatin receptor activity; neuropeptide binding. The record is from RefSeq and is a predicted model, not a curated record. Gene Ontology annotation, cellular component: neuron projection; plasma membrane. The coding region runs from base 535 to 1713 and encodes 392 amino acids. The transcript is spliced from 3 exons. Gene Ontology annotation, biological process: cellular response to glucocorticoid stimulus; neuropeptide signaling pathway; regulation of insulin secretion. Lineage: Eukaryota; Metazoa; Chordata; Actinopteri; Anguilliformes; Anguillidae.